Messenger RNA from Haemonchus placei, 969 nucleotides. The record is from the annotation of a GenBank genome assembly. Lineage: Eukaryota; Metazoa; Nematoda; Chromadorea; Rhabditida; Trichostrongylidae.
CGAGUAAGCAAGGAAGACAUUCGGAGUGGGAGUAAUCCUCAAUUUUUCAAACGCCUUCUCAAACUGUACGAACAAGACAAGUUACUACUCCGUAAAGGCAGUAUUCCUGAACCAAAGUCGGAUUCAAAAAGCUGGCUCCUGAUGCGUUGUAGCUUUGCACUCAAUAUUUUCUCCUUAUUCGCUACACUUAUUGCUUCAUACCUUUCGGGAUCUCUAUCAAUCAUGAGCACCUUCGUUGACUCAUCCAUGGACCUAUUGUGUAGUGCUGUGAUGAACAGCUGCUUACGACUUAUCGAAAAAGCUGAUACAUUCAAUUAUCCUCGAGGAAGACAGAGGCUUGAAUCUAUCGGUGUGCUGAUCUGUGCUGUUCUGAUGUCCUUUGCUAACAUAGGAAUGGCGAUGCAGGCGCUCGACAACAUCUACGAUAGUAAACCUGAAAUGACUAGACUCACUGUAGUGAUCAUGGCACUGCAAACGGCAUUGAAAGCAAUUCUGUCAUGGAUUUGUUACAAAAUGGGAACUCCUUCAUCCAUCGUCAUAGCCAUGGAUCUAAGGAAUGACGUAGCAAGUCGCGUUUCUGCAGUCAUCUUUGCUCAUAUCGGCGAUAAAUACUGGAGAAUUGCAGAUCCUAUUGGAGCGAUUUUGCUAAGCACGAUGAUAGCGAUAUCGUGGUUCCGCCACGCAGUCGAGAAUGUGCCUCAACUGAUUGGACGCCGAGCUGAACAGGAACAAGUGAGCCGAAUACUACGUAUCGCUAUCGACCACGACGAGAGAAUACGCUGUUUGGAUCAUCUCAUGGUUUAUCACACCGGUACAAAAGCUUUUGUCGAGCUGCAUAUUGUCAUGGAUGAAAACUUACCUCUGAAGGUUACACAUGAUGUUUGUCAUCCAUUGGAAAAGAAACUUCAACGACUAGAUUUCGUUGAAAGAGCAUUCGUACACUGUGACUAUGCCUGUGACGGCGACUGA